Molecule: messenger RNA, 5743 nt
Organism: Homalodisca vitripennis (glassy-winged sharpshooter)
Lineage: Eukaryota; Metazoa; Arthropoda; Insecta; Hemiptera; Cicadellidae
Gene: Ilk
Product: integrin-linked protein kinase
Exons: 9
Coding region: 334-1680 (448 amino acids)
Biological process (GO): substrate adhesion-dependent cell spreading; protein phosphorylation; integrin-mediated signaling pathway
Cellular component (GO): stress fiber; focal adhesion
Molecular function (GO): protein binding; protein kinase activity; ATP binding
Source: RefSeq, a predicted model, not a curated record
UUUUAAGGACAAAACCAGAUGAUCUGAUUUGUGACUAUUUUAGUCUGUUGCAUUAUGUAUGUCAAGAAGUGAUUGAUUGUGUCGUAGUCUACAUAAACUAGGUGUUUUACUAAAAAUUAUAAAUGUUUGUAGUAUAAUGCCAGGUAUUCAUCGGUAAAUUUAUUCCUUGAAGAAUCGUUUGUUUUUUUAUAUUAAUGAUUCUGUCAAAAUGUCAAUUUAGUAUUGGAUUUGACAUCUAAGUUGUGUUAUUUUUAGAAGUUACUCACAAUAUUUGGAUGUACUUUUUACAAAUAAAAAUAUUGGCCUAGUGAUUUGUUUUUGUAUAUUCGAAAGAUGGAAGAUAUUUUUCACUGGUGUAGAGAAGGUAAUGCGAUGCAAGUUCGUGUAUGGUUAGACGAUACAGAACAUGACAUGAACCAGGGAGAUGAUCAUGGAUUUAGUCCAUUGCAUUGGGCUGCUAAAGAAGGACAUUUCAAGAUUGUGGAGCUGUUGAUGCAACGUGGCGCACGCAUCAAUGCUACUAACCGAGGAGAUGACACGCCUCUUCACCUAGCCGCAGCUCACGGUCACCGUGACAUUGUUCACAUGUUACUGCGUAACCGUGCAGACAUAAACUUCACAAAUGAACAUGGUAACACUCCACUGCACUACGCGUGUUUCUGGGGCUACCAGCAGUUGGCUGAGGAUCUGAUAGCUCAAGGGGCUCUGGCGUCGCUGGCAAACAAGGAUGGUGAUACUCCAUUAGAUAAGGCUCGUGGCCCUCUUGCCAAGCGGCUACAUGAUUUAGCUGUUGAGACAGGCCAGGAUUUGAAAAAAAUUAAUUUCAAAGAUCAAAGCUGGCUUGGACUUAAAACAAGAAGCAGGGAUGCGACUCUGUCUCGCCAUAAGGGAAUCAACAUUUCUGACCUGGCUCUACAUACUCGUAUAGCUGUGUCCCCCAGUGGGGAGACAUGGCGGGGUCGCUGGCAGAAGAAUGACAUUGUUGCUAAGAUAUUGGCUGUACGCGACUGCACACCUCGCAUCUCCCGUGAUUUCAAUGAAGAGUUUCCGAAACUAAGGAUAUUCUCACAUCCCAAUGUGCUGCCAGUGGUGGGUUGCUGCAAUUCUCCUCCUAACCUGGUGGUGAUCAACCAGCACAUGCCUUGGGGUUCGUUGUUCACACUGCUGCAUGAGGGUGCUGGUGUGGUAGUCGACUCAGCACAGGCCUUGCGGUUUGCUGUGGAUGUGGCACGCGGGAUGGCCUUCCUCCACAGUCUUGAGAGACUAACACCACGCUAUCAGCUGAACAGUCGUCAUGUCAUGAUUGAUGAAGAUUUGACGGCCAGAAUUAAUAUGGCAGAUGCAAAAUUUUCUUUCCAAGAAAAAGGACGGUCUUACUACCCCGCUUGGAUGUCACCAGAGGCGCUGCAGAAGAAACCAAGUGAGAUAAACCUGGAAGCCAGUGAUAUGUGGAGCUUUGCUGUGUUGUUGUGGGAGCUGGCUACUCGGGAAGUGCCUUUCGCUGAUUUAUCUCCCAUGGAAGUUGGCAUGAAGGUUGCCCUGGAAGGUUUGAGGAUCACCAUUCCUCCCGGGAUAUCGUCCCAUCUCGCCAAGCUCAUCCGGAUCUGCAUGAAUGAGGACCCGGGGAAACGUCCCACAUUCGACAUGGUGCUGCCCAUUCUGGAUAAGAUGAAGCGGUAACUGACCUUUUCCUGUAUGUGAACGACAAAGAAUCUCGAUUUUAAGCAACCAAAUUUUCAGCUAAGGAUUUAAAAGAUUGUGUUGAGGUAAAAAUGAAAGCUGAGCUAAUUUAAAUUUUGGAUAAAUUGUAAGUGCACAGUGAAAAUUAUAGCAAUAUUUUUACUAGUUUAAAGAUUUUACUCAUCCUUUGCCUGUGUGUGUGUGUGUGUAUGCAUAUAAAACUCCUUGAAUUAAUUUUAAUAUUGCUUUUAAGCAAUGUAUCAAAACUAUCCACCAUUGUUGUUUUAAAGAUAUUCAGUAGUUCUUUCUGGAGAGUAUAAACUAUAGAUAGGAUAUAUAAAGCUUUAUAAAGGCAGUUAUUGACUUUAUGACCAGGAAGUCAAUUUUCCUGCUGAGGUAAGCAAAUAGAUCAUAGGGUACCAAAUACAGAUAGUAAUGAAACAGGAAACAAAAGAGGUGAUUAAGUUGCUUUCUGCUGCUUUGGACACAAAAACCUACAUUAUUUUAUUCUUGGUUCAUCGAGGUAAAACCACUUUGUUGGAAUCACAAAAGAUGGAUCAUCCAUAUUGAUACAUUACAAAGGGUAUAUUAUAUAGGAUUGUAUCUUGUAACUUGUUAAAGAUUGAAGUGUAUCAAUCAAUUUGUUUAUAGAAAAUCUUCCUCAAAAUAGGACAUUUUCUUGUAUUUAAUGUUUAAACGGCCACUGAUUAACAAUGUAAUGUGCUCAUUACCUUUACUUGAUCCUCAGAAUAUGAAUUUAUACAAUAAUUUCACUGUGCACUUGAGGGAAGAAUAUUUAUUGGCAAAAAUAUCCAAAUUACAAGCUCUAUAACAUUUUGUUCUAUACAGUUGUCAAUUUAAUAUUUAUGUGUUUACAAAAUCAUUUAAGUUUUAACAUUUAAUUUUAACAGCUAACUGCCAUAAAUGUGAAUUUAAUUAAUGUUGUCAAUAAUUAGUGUCAAUUAGUUACUGAUUAAAAUGGUGUUGUGUAGUCUUACAUUACUACGAACUUAGUUAUAGACAAUCUCAGUUAGAGACGGAAAUAAUCCAUUAACUAAUCAAUUAAUUACUGUUGUGUAUAUGUUGUAAUAAAUACCACGUUCAAUAAACAAUUAAAAAUUUAAUUCAAAAUAUUCUAUGUUUCUUUGUGGAGUGCUAUUCAAUAAAUAACUUUGGAUAAUUUUUUAGUUAUAAAUAUUUGUCCCUGUUCCUUGAUAAUUUAAAACUGGUAAAAGCUGAAUGUAUACUCAUAUGAAUAAGAUUCAAUACCUGAUAUUUUAGUAUAAAUAGAUUUUAUUCAAACAUUUUUUUGUUUUCACUUACAAAGUUGAAUUAGGUAAACCCCCUCUUAUUUGUUUUCAAUUUAAAAAAUCUAAAUAUAUUUAUAUUAUUAGACUCAUUUUUGAAAAUUUUAUUUUGUUUUGUGAAUUUAGACAAAAUAUAUGAAAAAAUAACUAUGUAUCUUUUUGUGAAUAUGUAUUAAUCACUUAUGUAUGACAUAAUUGUCAUCAGUCCAAUAGAGCAGGUUUUCAGAAAUUAAAUGUAUAGCUCUUUUAUGUCUAACAUGUUCUUCAAAUUCCAAUGUCUGAGGAAAAUUAAAAACUGUUAAAUUAGACAUGUAUUUACAUUACAUAGAAAAUCAUUAAAUGGCAGAGAUUUCAUUAAAUGUCUGUAUAAUUAAACAUUUUUUGCAGACAACAAUAGAUUUAGAACUGUUCAUGAUCAAUAAACAGUAGAAGAUGAUGAAACACUGUACAACAUAAUGUUAAGAAUUUAUUAAACCAGAAUUUAAUUAGCUAAUGUAUAUAGAAUAAGUUACAAAUGUACAAAGAACAAUGCCCAGUAUUGGACUGCCAUGGUAUUUAUUAUAGGAGUAAGUAUUAUAAUAUUAAAAAUGUCAGGUGAUUGAAGUAGUAUAAUAUUUAAUGACCAAGAGCACAUGUUACUUAAGUUUAUGAAAACCAUUAAUUAACAUUAACCAUUAGUACAUUUUCCAAAAUAUUCAGAUUUUUGUGCUUUGGGUUGUUCUACAUUAUUUAUAUUUUUCUACAUAAGGAACAAUUUACUUUUCAAUCGCCUUUAAAAUUUAUGCAUAGAUGCAAAAGAUUCUUAGAUUUGUAUUUUGGAACUGAUAAUUUAAGAAUAUAAAUAUUUUAAAAGCUAAUUGAUAAACAAUUAGAACUUUUAGGUAGUUUUAGUAUCAAAUAAAACAUGCCAAAUCUAGCAAAUUUUCAAAUCAUUGCUAAUGAAAAACUUAAGAUAUUUUUUCUGAAAAGAAAAGUUUUAAAGAGUGCUGAGCUGAUUCCCAAAAUGAUAUUUUAUUUGGCCUAUUGUAAUGCUUGCAGUAAAAACAAAUAUUUCUCAGGAGUUUUUAAUCAGAUACCUAUUGUAAAAGAAGUGGUGAUGGGUGUCAUGGGGCAACAGAUUAAUCUGUAGUUUUUUUUCUUGCAAAAACCAUUGAGGCCAACGAAUUGGUCUGGCAGUCCUCAAAGGUUUAAUCUUAAUUUUAAUCCUUAUUUUCUAUAUAUAUAUAUAUAUAUAUAUAUAUAUAUAUAUAUAUAUAUAUAUAUUGUACAUAUUAGAAUAUUCCAAUUGUAACAGAUACAUUUGUAUCAAGUUGUUAUUUUAUGUUUUACCAAAAAUUCAAUCUUACACAGUUGAUAAUGUUAUUGUAUAGGGGUCUUUGAAUGUAUUCAAUGUAUUACAUCAUAUUGUAACUGGUGCUUAACUCUGCAGGAUUCAGCUCACCACUGUUUAUUAUAAUAACUUAUUAACUUGCAGACGAUAAUGGUAACUUAACAGCAUAUUUUUUGAACCACCGUAAAGCUUACAUUUUAAUGUAGAUAGAAGUCAAUUAUUGCAUAUUUUACAAAGGUGCUGUAUUGCUGUGUUCAUUGCAUUAUUGUGCGAUUAAUCUUGCCUUUUUUAUUGACUGCAACUCUGUUUGAAAUCAAGUAGAAAUUAGGGAUUUUAAAAUGUUAUACACUACCUAGAAAUAUGUAUAGGCUUGUUGUAAUGUGUUCUUGUUUUAUAGCUUACAUUAUUUUAAUUUAUUGUGUAUUGUGAUUGUGCAAGUAAUUUAUUUAAUCCAACUUCUCUUUGAUAUUAAAGUGAAAAUGUGCUGAAUGUUCCGUUAAUUGAGAAGAGAAUACGUUUUGUAGUUUAAUUCCAAUAGUUAAAAAAAUUCAUUGUGUAUUAGCUUAAAGUAACUUUAAUGUUACAAAUCCAAUUUCUUUGUAGUUGGUUUCAAACAGUCAAAAAUUUCGAGCGUGCCUUGCUGUUUUUCAAUCGUGCUGCCACUGUCCCAGUAGUGUUCUUUGUGUAGUUUACGAAUCUGUCAUUGUAAUGUUUACUGUAUAAUUAAUAGUUUUAGUUUUAAUUGUAAUUUAAUAGUAUAUGUAUUUUGUUAUGUACAAAUAUUUUUAUUCAUUUUAUCCAUGCUUUGUUGCACUGAAGUUAAACAUUCUGUUAAUGUAAUUUCAUAUCUAGAAUACAUAUUUUUUUAUGUAAACAAGCAAUAAAUAAUUUAAGUGAAAUUAAAAUAUUUAGUGCCUUUAAAUGCUUUUUAGCUGCUUUACGUAUACUGAGAGAGCUACUAUUUCUUACAAAUUUAAAAUAGAUUUAUUACAAUAAAAUAAUUAUAAAGUUGUAAUGUACUUAUAAAUGUAACUCACAAAGAUGCUAGAAGCUGCUGUUGCUAAACUAGUAGCAUGUUACAGUUUAUUCGAAAAUGAUUUUUAAGUUUUUCAUAUAAUAAUUGUGUCUACAUUAUACUCAUAAUUCAACACAAUGAAAUAUUUUUUUCAACUAAUAGGAUAAGAGUGUUAUUCCUUAGUCUGUUCUAUGAAGAUUGGUGUUAUACACCAAUUUAUUAUUUUUAAUGUUGAUCCAUAAACUAAAAUAGGUUUAUUAUUAAUAUACAAUUUUAAACUGCAGUCAAGGGCUUAAACCUAUCCCAAUAUGAUUUUUUUAACAGAUUUAUAUUUUUACAAUGUUGUAAUCUUUUUGUUCUUGUUUGUUAACUAUUAAUAUUAUAUAAAACUAUAAUAAAAAAGUUCAUGAA